AUGACUCGAAGGUUCCACCCACGCCAUGUAUGUCUCUUACUAGUGCUGGUCCUGACGAACUUGGUUCUUGGGCACAGACAUCUUUUAACCAAGUGCCUGCAUUGCUAUCAAUAGCUACUGGAGACCAAAGAACUGGGGUGCCCUCUGGGAUCAGAUGUCUGCCGCACCCUGCACAUAAAGAACAGCAGCUGCUCUAACCUCAAGGUGAGCAACUGCCACGGCAGGGAGCAGAUGAGCGAUUGCCAUGCCCGUGCCUCUCCGGUGUUUUUUGGCUUUUGGAUCUGCUGCUUCCUGGAUUUCUGUAACAAUCCGACAAACAGGAAGACUAUGGGCCAGGACAGCAGGAGCCACUCUCCGGAUCUCCAUCUGGGCCCGGCCCUCACAGCAGCACUCCCCCAUCCCCCACCUCGGCCCCAUCCUGGCCUCUCCUCUCCAUCUAGCCUGGCACUGGGGCUAGAGAAGAGCAGAAGCCAGAGGAUAAAGAGCCGGCUCUGA
Messenger RNA from Microtus oregoni (creeping vole), 495 nucleotides. It is a transcript of the gene Ly6g5c, whose product is annotated as lymphocyte antigen 6 family member G5C. NCBI's taxonomy places the organism in Eukaryota, Metazoa, Chordata, Mammalia, Rodentia, Cricetidae. The record is from RefSeq and is a predicted model, not a curated record. Gene Ontology annotation, cellular component: external side of plasma membrane.